GCCGCCCGGCUGUUCCGCUGGUGCAGGUCUCCCGGCUCGUGAGAGUGCGCGAUGGCGUUCCAGUGUCAGCGCGACAGCUACCUGCGGGAGAUCACCACCGCCGUGGUCUCCUGCCGCCCCGCCGAGCUGCAGACCGAAGGGAGCAACGGCAAGAAAGAGGUGCUCAGUGGCUUCCACGUGGUGCUGGAAGACACGGUGCUUUUCCCCGAGGGCGGGGGCCAGCCUGAUGACCGUGGUACUAUCAAUGACAUUUCUGUGCUGAGAGUGACCCGCCGCGGGGCUCAGGCGGAUCAUUUCACACAGACCCCUCUGGCCCCUGGAAGCCAGGUGCAGGUCCGGGUGGACUGGGAGCGGAGGUUUGACCAUAUGCAGCAACAUUCAGGACAGCAUCUCAUCACAGCAGUUGCUGACAAUCUGUUUGGGCUAAAGACGACGUCAUGGGAGUUAGGGAGACUCCGGAGUGUGAUUGAGCUGGACAACCCCUCUGUGACUGCAGAGCAAGUUGCUGCCAUUGAGCAGAGUGUCAAUGAGAAAAUCAGAGAUCGGGUGCCUGUGUGUGUUCGAGAACUGAGCCUGGAUGACCCCGAGGUGGAGCAGGUGAGGGCCCGGGGUUUGCCAGAUGACCAUGCUGGGCCCAUUCGAGUUGUUACCAUCGAGGGUGUUGAUGCCAACAUGUGCUGUGGGACCCAUGUGAGCAAUCUGAGUGACCUGCAGGUCAUUAAGAUUCUGGGCACUGAGAAGGGGAAGAAGAACAAAACCAAUCUGGUGUUUCUGGCUGGGAACCGGGUGCUGAAGUGGAUGGAGAGGAGUCAUGGGACUGAGAAAGCACUCACCGCCCUGCUGAAGUGUGGAGCAGAGGAUCACGUGGAGGCUGUGAAGAAGCUCCAGAACUGCACCAAGCUCCUGCAGAAGAACAACCUGAACCUGCUCAGAGACCUGGCUGUGCACCUUGCCCACAGCCUCAGGAACAGCCCAGACUGGGGAGCUGUGGUCCUUCUCCACAGGAAGGAGGGUGAUUCUGAGUUCAUGAACAUCAUUGCCAAUGAGGUUGGGUCAGAGGAGACCCUCCUGUUCUUAACUGUGGGAGAUGAAAAAGGUGCUGGACUCUUCUUACUGGCAGGGCCAGCUGAAGCUGUGGAGACCCUGGGGCCCAGGGUGGCUGAGGUCUUGGAAGGCAAAGGUGCGGGGAAGAAGGGCCGUUUCCAGGGCAAGGCCACCAAGAUGAGCCGGAGGGCAGAAGUGCAGGCGCUCCUGCAGGAUUAUGUCAGCACGCAGAGCUCUGAGGAGUGAGCGCCCAGGGCACCUGUUCCUGUGACCACAGAAAUCAAUUGCACAAUAAAAUAAUGUAACUCAAAA
This is a messenger RNA of Jaculus jaculus (lesser Egyptian jerboa), 1356 nucleotides long. Its product is annotated as alanyl-tRNA editing protein Aarsd1. The transcript is spliced from 12 exons. Bases 52 to 1290 code for a protein of 412 amino acids. NCBI's taxonomy places the organism in Eukaryota, Metazoa, Chordata, Mammalia, Rodentia, Dipodidae. Gene Ontology annotation, biological process: alanyl-tRNA aminoacylation; regulation of translational fidelity. The record is from RefSeq and is a predicted model, not a curated record. Gene Ontology annotation, molecular function: ATP binding; alanine-tRNA ligase activity; Ser-tRNA(Ala) deacylase activity.